Brienomyrus brachyistius is the source of this 3820-nucleotide messenger RNA. It is a transcript of the gene lrrc4ba, whose product is annotated as leucine rich repeat containing 4Ba. Gene Ontology annotation, cellular component: plasma membrane. Gene Ontology annotation, molecular function: protein binding. Lineage: Eukaryota; Metazoa; Chordata; Actinopteri; Osteoglossiformes; Mormyridae. The transcript has 3 exons. Bases 350 to 2599 code for a protein of 749 amino acids. The record is from RefSeq and is a predicted model, not a curated record.
GAAAGAGCGCCUGCGCGUGUCUGUUUAUUUGUGUGUGCGUCCGUCUGCGUGUGCGCGCUCAGCGGCGCGCGCUGUGUGUGGGUGUUAAGAUAAUGAAUUUUUGUUCCUAGGUUAUGCUUUGCCGGGUCGUAAUAAGAUGUAACUAUUUUUUCCCAUACCAAAAUCCUGAAGAAAAAGGACAAAGAUCACUAUUACAUUACUCCAUUAACAAAUUGCUUUAAAAGCCAGGCAAAUGUGAUAUUUUGGAAGUAGAAACAGAUAAAAACCUGCACCGGGACUGACUGGAUUUUCCUGCCUGGAAUAGACCCAUCAGCACACCUGCAAAGGGGAGGGUCAUGACCCAGUUGCCAUGCGCAUCGUCACGGUGACCAGCCUUUCCAGCCCCUCUCCCCUCCUCCUCUUGCUGGGCCAGCUGCUGUUGUGGCUCCUCCUACCUAGGCCAGGAUUGGCAGGGGCUGCUUCAUCUUGCCCCGGCCUCUGUAGUUGUUCAAAUCAGGCCAGUCGAGUCAUUUGUACACGACGGAAUUUGGAGGAGGUGCCAGAAAGUAUAUCUAUCAACACACGAUACCUCAACCUGCAGGAGAAUUCCAUACAGGUGAUCAAAUCGGAUACCUUCAGGCACCUGAGACAUCUGGAGAUUUUGCAGCUGUCAAAGAACCAGAUUCAGCAGAUUGAGGUGGGGGCCUUCAACGGGCUACCAAACCUCAACACCCUGGAACUCUUUGACAAUCGACUCACCCUGGUCCCAUCCCAGGCCUUUGAGUACCUCAGCAAACUCCGUGAGCUAUGGUUACGCAACAACCCCAUAGAGACGCUGCCUGGCUACGCCUUCCACCGUGUGCCCUCCCUGCGGCGGCUCGACCUGGGAGAGCUCAAGAAGCUCGAUUACAUUUCCGAUGCUGCCUUUGUGGGACUGGUGAACCUACGCUACCUGAAUCUUGGCAUGUGUGGCCUGAAGGACAUUCCCAACCUCACACCGCUCAUCCGGCUGGAGGAGCUGGAAUUGUCUGGCAACCGUCUAGAGAUCAUCAGGCCCGGGUCCUUCCAGGGUUUGGUGUCCCUUCGCAAGCUCUGGCUCAUGCACUCCCAGGUGUCCGUUAUUGAGCGCAAUGCCUUUGACGACCUCAAGAAUCUGGAGGAGUUGAACCUGUCACACAACUCCCUGCACUCGCUACCACAUGACCUGUUCACCCCGCUACACCAGCUGGAGAGGGCACACUUGAACCACAAUCCUUGGGUGUGCAACUGUGACGUGCUGUGGCUAAGCUGGUGGCUGAAGGAGACAGUGCCCAGUAACACCACCUGCUGCGCUCGCUGCCAUGCACCACCCGUGCUAAAGGGAAGGUAUAUUGGGGAGCUGGACCAGAGCCACUUCACUUGCUAUGCACCCGUGAUUGUGGAGCCGCCAACUGACCUGAACGUCACGGAGGGAAUGGCGGCCGAGCUCAAGUGCCGAACAGGAACCUCGAUGACAUCGGUGAAUUGGAUCACACCCAAUGGCACCCUCAUGACCCAUGGCUCCUACAGGGUCAGAAUCUCAGUGCUGCAUGACGGCACACUCAACUUCACCAACGUCACGCUCCGGGACACGGGGCAGUACACAUGCAUGGUGACCAACUCUGCAGGCAACACCACAGCAACUGCCGUGCUCAACGUGACCGCUGCCGACGUCAGCAUCAACUACACCUACUUCACCACUGUCACCGUGGAAACCGUGGAGACUAAUGGAGAGGAGAAUUCAGCCCGGCAGGAAAUAAAUGAGACUUUCAUCCGGAUUCCUGGAUCCACUGCUUCUGUAGAUAUUUGGGGUGCUGGAACAACUCUGGCAACAACAUCUUCUUCAAUCUCAUCUUCCUGGUCCUCCUCUUCUCCCAGAGCUACUAAGUCUACAGAGAAGGCCUUUACUGUACCUGUUACCAACAUGCCUGACCUCGAUGACGUCAUGAAGACCACCAAAAUUAUCAUCGGCUGUUUUGUGGCCAUCACUUUUAUGGCUGCAGUGAUGCUGGUCGUUUUCUAUAAGCUGCGGAAGCAGCACCAGCUGCACAAGCACCACGGCCCAGCGAGAGCUAUCGAGAUCAUCAAUGUGGAGGACGAGAUUGGUGGCGGGGGAAGUGGUGGGCGAGGUAGUGGGAUCUCCGGGGGAACCACCAUGCAUUCUGGGAGUGUGGGAACCACAGGUGGUGGGCAAAGUCUGCGGUUACACCAUCCUGAACUUGUCAACCUCCCCAACCUAGCUAAAGCUGACCAUCUUAACCACUAUUACAAGACACAUCAUUUCAACAACAACAUGAUGGGCUUGGGCAUUGGGGCAGGGCCUACAGGAGGGGGGGCGCUCAACAACAACAACAACCCCUCUCCGCUCUCCCCACCCUCCCAGACCCCUCCCAUAUCCUGCAGCCAGGUCCCAAUGCCCUCUUCCAGCUUGCAGACCCCCUCCGGAAACAGUGCCAGCUCCAACACCAUGCCCACCCCCCUGCCCCCGCUGAGCCUCCAUGGCUCCCUGAAGGGCCUGAUGGGAAAAGGCCAGAAGCCUCAGAUCGAGCCGCUGCUGUUUAAGAGCAGCUCCAAGGAGAAUGUCCAGGAGACGCAGAUCUGAGAGGGGGACAGAGAGAGAACAGAGAGUACUGCUUCUUCUGAUGGCACAGGUUGGGAGGUGAUUGGCAUGGGGGGGGGGUGGGAGCAUCCAAUACAGUUUGAACAUAGAGACACUGCUGUGCAUUGGCAGAGCGCCCCCCUGCCAGCAGAUUCCAAGGGCCGGUACUGUGUGCACUCAAACGGGACAGUGUGAUGCACUGGCACUCUGCUGAUGCGAGUGCUCGUAAAAAACCAGUGAGAUUAAUCUGUGGACCUUUCAACAAGGCGAGCUAUCUGUGCCACCGCAGUGCUGAACUGUGCCAAAGUGAGCAGAGGAAGGACAAAAACAAGCCUUUUCAUUUAGUUUGCAUAUCAGCACCCUGGAGCCACCAGGGUGGGCCAGAAACACUGAGGCGUAUUUUACAGUACUACAGUACUACUCCCAUACUACAGUACUACAGUACUACUCCCAUACUACAGCCCAUAUCAGCCACGUUGACAGAACACAGACCUAUUCCAGACCACAGGACUGUACUUCGACACAUAAUACAGCCCAUUUGACAGAACACAGACAUAGUUUAUAUCACAGGCCUGUACUACAACCCAUAAUACAGCCCCUUUGACAGAACACAGGCCUAGUCCAGACCAUAGGAUGGUACUACAACCCAUAAUACAGCCCCUUUGACAAAACACAGGCCAAGUCCAGACCAUAGGAUGGUACUACAGCCCAUAAUACAGUCCCUUUGACAGAACACACGCCUAGUCCGGACCACAGGAUGGUACUACAGCCCAUAAUACAGUCCCUUUGACAGAACACAGGCCUAGUCUGGACCACAAGAUGGUACUACAGCCCAUAAUACAGUCCCUUUGACAGAACACAGGCCUAGUCCAGACCAUAGGAUGGUACUACAGCCCAUAAUACAGUCCCUUUGACAGAACACAGGCCUAGUCCAGACCAUAGGAUGGUACUACAGCCCAUAAUACAGUCCCUAUAAGAGAACACAGGCCUAGUCCGGACCACAGGAUGGUACUACAGCCCAUAAUACAGUCCCUUUGACAGAACACAGGCCUAGUCCAGACCAUAGGUUGGUACUACAGCCCAUAACACAGUCCCUUUGACAGAACACAGGCCUAGUACAGACCACAGGAUGGUACUACAGCCCAUAAUUCAGUCCCUUUGACAGAACACAGGCCAAGUCCAGACCAUAGGAUGGUACUACAGCCCAUAAUACAGUCCCUUUGA